AUGGCUAUUCCAGCAAUCUCCAUUGCUUCUCUUCUUUUCUUGUUCUUCAAUUUGUGCCUCCGCGGCACCUAUGGAGACUAUGGAGGGUGGGAAAGUUCUCAUGCUACUUUUUAUGGUGGGGGCGAUGCAUCUGGAACAAUGGCACUAAGCACUGCUUUAUUCAACAAUGGCUUGAGCUGUGGAUCCUGCUAUGAGAUGAAGUGUGACGAUGACCCGAAAUGGUGUCACCUGGGCACCAUUACUGUCACUGCCACAAACUUCUGCCCUCCAAACCCUUCCCAGCCUAAUGACAAUGGUGGCUGGGUGCCCUGUGUGAAGAAAGGAGGAAUAAGGUUUACAAUCAAUGGUCACUCCUACUUCAACUUGGUCCUGAUCACCAACGUUGGCGGUGCAGGGGACGUCCAGUCAGUGUCCAUCAAGGGGUCUAACACAGGGUGGCAACCCAUGUCAAGGAACUGA
Molecule: messenger RNA, 459 nt
Organism: Ilex paraguariensis (yerba mate)
Lineage: Eukaryota; Viridiplantae; Streptophyta; Magnoliopsida; Aquifoliales; Aquifoliaceae
Source: the annotation of a GenBank genome assembly